Eptesicus fuscus (big brown bat) is the source of this 3585-nucleotide messenger RNA. RefSeq names its product SH3 domain containing ring finger 3 (gene SH3RF3). The record is from RefSeq and is a predicted model, not a curated record. The coding region runs from base 970 to 3585 and encodes 871 amino acids. Gene Ontology annotation, molecular function: protein binding. NCBI's taxonomy places the organism in Eukaryota, Metazoa, Chordata, Mammalia, Chiroptera, Vespertilionidae. The transcript has 10 exons.
CCCACGGCUCCUGGGCUGUCACUUCUGUGCGCCGUCUGAAAAGGAGACCGACCGGGAGAGCUCCGGCAGUUGCCGAGGUGGAUGCCCGGUGUCGGCUGUGUCCCCGAGCUGCUCGCCAGCGCUGGCGAAGGCAGUCGAGAUAACACCUACCGAACUUUUCCUUCGCAGCAGCGUUGGGAGGAAACGGCUGUGCCCGAGGCUCACGGAGAACCGACGGGAAGACUUUGGGAGGGGACAAGGUCCAGCCUCGCAGCAGGGCAGGCUCGGAGCUCCAGGGAGCCCCGGAGACAGGAAUCGUGGCCAGCGUGCGCCGGUGCGAAGGGAGGUUCAGCGGACCACGCUUCUCCUUUCCCAUGCCGCUCAGUGCCCGUGACCUCCGCGCGCUCCCCGCGCACGUGCUUGCGGUGGAGGAAGAGAAAGGGUCCGGCUGAACCCACUGGGGGUAGCCAGUCGCGGGCGGGCCCGGGGCGCACGGAGCGCCGCGCGUGCAGGGCAGCUCAGCCGCGGUGCCGGGAAGCGCGCACGCUGCUCCCCCGGGCCCUGACCCGCCGCUCCCCUUCCUUCCUGCCGCGGGGGUUCCGGCCGCUGGAGGCCUUUUGGAGCGCAGAGCCCGCGGCGUGACGGGCCCGGCGGCUCCCCGGGAGCACUGCGCGGGGCGGACCAUCCGCAGCCAUGGUUAGCCGGUAGCUGCGGUCGUCGCGCUCCGAAGGACAGGUGGGCUCCAUUGACCCGGAGUUGGUUCGCUGGGUGCGGAAGGCCAGUUCCCGCCACGGCCACGCAGGCCAGUCGGUGUGCCACUCUGCACCGCGGCGGCAGCAAGCCUCGGGCCACCAGCCGGUGCGGAGGCAGAGCUGGCGGAGCCCGGCUCCCCGGCGGCCGCCUUGGCGCCGUCCUGAUGCCCGCUGCCGGCGGUGGGCCCGCCUCCGGCCCCGGGACCUAGACAGUGGCGCGGCCGCCGGCGCCUCCCCCAUGCUGCUCGGCGAGUCCAGGCGAUGCGCGUCCGAAGCGGCUGCCGGGGCUGCGCAGAGCGAGGCCGACGACGACAGGCCGGGCGAGCUGUGGCGUUGGCGGCGGGCGACGGUCACGGCCGCGGCGGCGGGCGAGGACAUGGAUGAGUCGUCGCUGCUGGACCUGCUGGAGUGCUCCGUGUGCCUGGAGCGGUUGGACACCACGGCCAAGGUGCUGCCGUGUCAGCAUACCUUCUGCCGCCGCUGUCUGGAGAGCAUCCUGUGUUCGCGCCGCGAGCUGCGCUGCCCCGAGUGCCGCAUCCUGGUAGGCUGCGGCGUGGACGAGCUGCCCGCCAACAUCCUGCUGGUGCGCCUGCUGGAUGGCAUUCGCCAGAGGCCCCGGGCGGGCGCCAGCCCUGGGGGCAGCCCUCCCGCGCGCGCUGGCCCCGGCGCGGUGGCGGCCUCCGAGCUGGCGGGUGGCGGGGGCCGGGCGAUGGGCAGCGCCCCGGGCUCACCAGUUUUCCCUUUGGAGGUUGGCAGUCAGCACGAGCCGACGACCGGCAGGAACGCGCCCCUGGCAAAGAAUCCUUCCCAGCUUCCCUGCGGCAAAGCCCUCUACAGUUACGAGGGGAAGGAGCCCGGUGACCUCAAGUUCAGCAAGGGGGAUGUCAUCAUCCUGAGGCGCAGGGUGGACGAACACUGGUUCCACGGGGAGCUACGUGGCACCCACGGCUUCCUGCCCGCCAGCUAUGUGCAGUGUCUCCGGCCCCUGCCGCCCGUCCCUCCCCAGGGCAAAGCCCUGUAUGACUUUGAGAUGAAGGACCGAGACCAGGACCAGGACUGCCUGACCUUCACCAAGGAUGAAAUCCUGACUGUGAUCAGAAGAGUGGAUGACAACUGGGCAGAGGGAAUGCUGGGAGACAAGAUUGGAAUUUUCCCCCUCCUGUACGUGGAGCUCAACGACUCGGCCAAGCAGCUUAUUGCAAUGGACAAGUUCUGCCCAGCUGUUGUGUCUGGCUGCCAUGCCUCGUUGCCCUCUGAGCCCGGCGCAGUGGCCAGUGUGGCCCCAGGUCCCACUCUAAGCAGCACAGGGGCAGUCAGUGCCUUUCAGCAGCGUGUGGACGGCAAGAAGAAUGCCAAGAAACGUCACUCCUUCACCGCAGUCAGCCUGACACACAGGUCCUCGCAGGCCGCGAGCCAUAGGCAUUCCGUGGAAAUCAGUGCUCCAGUGCUAAUCAGCUCCAGCGACCCCCGGGCCACGGCCAGGAUCCGGGACCUGGUGCAUGUGUCCUGCAGUGCUCCCGCCCAGGACUCCUCUGCCGGAUCCAACCCAGCGGCUGAACAGCAGGACAUGGCUCCCAAAGGGCAGCUGCCUCUCAAUGUGUACCUGGCGCUCUACACCUACAAGCCCCAGAAGAGUGACGAGCUGGAGCUGCGCAAGGGCGAGAUGUACUAUGUCCUGGAGAAGUGUCAGGACGGCUGGUUCAAGGGCACAUCCCUGAGGUCUGGGCUCUCUGGGGUGUUCCCAGGAAACUAUGUGACUCCUGCUUCCAGGGCUCCCUCAGGAGGGGCUGGGCCGCCUGGGAAUAAUGUGGCUGGAGGGUCUCCACUGGCCAAAGGAAUGGCCACAAGCAUCCAUCCAGGCAGUGGGAGCCUGAGCAGCCCUGCCACUGCCGUGAGAGCAGCCCUGCCCCUCGCCUCACCCCAGGCCCAGCACCAGGCAGCCUCUCUCCCGGGGGGCAGCUGUCUGUGGCACUCAGCUCCCCCAGCGGCUAGCCGGGCCCGGAGCACUGUCCCCACAGCUGCCCACUCUGCUCAGGCUCAGGACCAACCAGCCACCAUGGUGUCGCCCCUGUGCACCCAGAACUCCCCGUCCCGCCUGCCCACUGCCAGCCUCAGGCCCCACUCCACGGUGUCCCUGAAGCACCUCCAGCAGCCCCCAGUGCAGACCAUCAGUGGCGCCCAGUGCCCCUGGCCAGCCAUCCCACUCACGUCAGCGGCAUCGGCCGUCACACCUCCCAAUGUCACUGCUGCCAACCUCAAUGGGGAGGCUGGAGUGGGGACCGUCAGUGGCCUGUCUACAUCCAGCCCCACCAACGUGAGAUGCAAGCCAGACGAGAAGAAAACUGAAAAGAAAGAGAAGAAGAGUGGGCUGCUGAAACUUCUAGCCGGGGCAUCCGCCAAGAAGAAGUCUCGCUCCCCGCCGUCCAUCUCUCCCACCCAUGACCCCCAGGUGGCAGUGGACGCCUCGCUCCAGGGUGCAGUGGGGCUCGAAGCGUCCUCACUGUCCCUCCAUGGCCGGGCAGGGUCCUGCCCCAUAGAGAGCAAGAUUCAGGGGGCGAUGGGGAUGGAGCCACUGCACAGAAAGACGGGCUCCUUGGACCUGAACUUCUCCUCAUCCCCUUCCAGGCAAGCCCCUUUCUCCACGGCUGCCGCCCGCCCUGAGCCCAAGCCAUUGCCCAGAGAGAGGUACCGUGUCGUGGUCUCGUACCCGCCCCAGAGCGAGGCAGAGAUAGAGCUGAAGGAGGGAGACAUUGUCUUUGUGCACAAGAAGCGUGAGGACGGCUGGUACAAGGGGACCCUGCAGAGGAACGGUCGCACGGGCCUCUUCCCGGGCAGCUUCGUCGAGAGCUUCUGA